Messenger RNA from Aplysia californica (California sea hare), 8042 nucleotides. RefSeq lists its product as uncharacterized. Lineage: Eukaryota; Metazoa; Mollusca; Gastropoda; Aplysiida; Aplysiidae. The record is from RefSeq and is a predicted model, not a curated record.
CCAGGAGUCUGUGUCGUCUCACAACAGCGUGCCGGAGGAAGAGAUGUCGUCUGAGCCGGUCCCCGAGGCACACCCGUUUGACUUUGUGGCCCCGAGCCUCGCCCCGCGCAGACAGAGCACUCCGGUACUCGCCGGGAACAGCUCCGACAACAGCAACAACAACAGCAGGGCGGUGAAGAAGAGCCCCGUGAGUCAGCGGAAGACGUCUGCCCUGAGUGUCGCAGAGACGUACUCCCUGUCUCCCUCCCCCCCGACCUCCGCCCCCACACCGACCUCUGCCCUCAUAGGGUCUCGGCGGUCGGAGGACAGCACAGCGUCUGACAGCUCAUCGCUGGUGGAGGUGGAUGUGGAGAACAAUGCUGAGGAUUCCUCCCCCAAACUGUGCCACGCCGUGCCCCAGACACAGGACCCAGGCCACUGUCCUUACAUUGGGGACCAUAUGUCACACGCUGCCUCGUCGCCGAGAGCUGGGGAGUCUGACAGGGCGGGCGUUUUGUCGCCAUGUUAUGUCACUUCCUCCAGGGACAGUGGGCGCGUCGUUGACUCGAGGAGCGCGUCGGAUGUAUCCACAGAGAGUGAAGAGACUCCACAACAAUCACCACCACCACCACAACAAUCACCACCACCACCACCACAACAAUCACCACCACAAUCACCAGCACCAGCACCUGAGGUGAGUGACCCCCCGUCUGGCACGACUACCCCGCCCCCCGGCUCAGAAGGCAAAGACGACAACUUUUCCGGGCCCCGCCUCGUGCACACCAUCGUGGAUGAACCAGUCCAGGAAAUUGUUUCUGACACGAUGGUGUCGCAGGAAAUGGCCACGGCCCCACGAAACGCCCCGAGCGUCACACGAGAGAGCCCGGGCAUCAUGGGAGACUCUGCCACUGCAGUGGUUGACCAGGACGGUGGUGUGGGCACAACUGCUGCUACAGAUUCCUUGUCUGCACCGCAGGAUUCAUCGUCUUCAUCAUCAUCAUCAUCAUCUUCAUUUUCAUCGACAUCAUCAUCUGCUCCAGGUCCCCCUGCGGAAAUCUCGACAACAACACCAUCAACAACAACAGCAACAACAACAACAGCAUCAACAACAGCAUCAACAACAACAGCAUCAGCAACAGCGACAACAACAGCGACUGUGGAGAUGGUGGAGGAAGGCCUCACAAGCCCCCCCACCCAAAAGAGGAGGCAGAUCUCGGUGUACAGUGCAGUUGACCUCCCCACCGCGGCCGACCCCGACUUUGUUCUGUGGCUGGAGGAGCAGCUCUUGACUCCGCCCCCCUCCUCCCCCACCUCCCCCUCCCCCUGGUCUGAGAGUGGCGUGUCGCGGCGUGGCGUGUCGCGUUCCUCUGUGAUAGACGUGCUGUGGUGCUACGCGGAGCAGCUGUCUGAUCCGGCGGCCGUGUUCCCGUGCUGUGUCGUGCUCUCCUCCCACACGGUGUUCAUCGAGAGGCUGGUCUCCCUCCCGUCCAGCUUCCCCAGCGUGCCGCAGCUAGAACCGUGCAGUAUCCUGCCCGUCGGGAACAUCCAUCAGAUAAUCGUGGGCCCCUGCCACGCCUACAUGCGCGUAGAGGAAGCCUUUGUGGGGAGGGCGGGCACGUACACGUUGUAUGCCCUCCAGCCCACCGCCGUGAGGACAUUUCUUCACAAGUUGUUGGAAGUCAACAGUGGGAUGGACGUUCGCAACUCUCCGGAUUGUCUGGAUCUAUCCGUUCAGUCGGAUUUGUUGAAAGUGAUAGCGGGGAGGGAAGAGAAGGAUGGUGGGGUGGCGUCGGAUCGCAUCGCUGUGGCUAGUCUCAUCAGACCCAAAGGUUUCCACAACUUCACAUUCCUUGUUCUGUCGGAGAAUGGAGUCUACUGUUUGGAUCGCAGUCUCACCUCAUGGCCUCCUGCCUCCUUCCAAGCCAAUCCAGACAGCUCGAUUCCUUUCAAGGUCAUUCACGAGUUCGCCAUCAUGGACAUGAUCUCUGACAUCAAGCUCCGCCCCCCGGCCCGCCCCACCACACAGACAGAGCCAGGCGUGGCUGCAGAGACAGCGGCGUACGGAGCGCUGGAGUCCGGCAUGACCUUCACCCACUACCAGCUGGACCUGGAGGUUUAUCUGGCUCCGGGGAAAGACGACCUUCUCACCACCGUAGAGACGCUGCCCAAACGCCGCUGCGAGAACGUGUGCUACCACUUCUACUCUGCGGCGUCACGUGACCUGUUCCUUGACCGACUGACCAACCUGAGGGUGGAGCAGGCGCACCGCAUGUCGCCCAGCGUGCGCCAGGAGCCCGAGGGAGGCAACGAGCAACUGCCGCUCCGUGACGCCGCACCACCCCCCUCCUCCCCUCCUCUCAGUGACACCAGUUCUGACAAAAGCCACAGUUUCCGUGGCAACUCUUCCCCGCCAGCUCGCCUGCCCGGCCACCGUGACUCGGGCUACAAAAGUCCUGAUGACUUGUCUGCUGUGUCCAGAUUGGUGUCUGGGUCUGGGAGAAAAUCUGGAUCAGAAACAAAAGAAAUCCUCGCUCGCUAUGUGGACAGCGGUGUCCUUGAGAGAGAUCGGAGUCCCGCGAUAGCCGUGCAGACGGCCGGUGUGGUGGGGGUGUCGUCUGCUCUCAAGUCUGCCGACCUGGCCAGUGUGAGCGCGUCUGUGGUGUCCGACCGGUCCCUGGGAGCUGGGUCUCUCACAGACACUGACCUUUGCCCCGACCUGACCCUACCCCAGCGGGUCGCGGGCGACAGCUCUAGCUACCACUCUUCCUCCCUCAAGGACGACCUCUCAGUGUCGCCCAUGUCCAACUUUUCCCGUGCCAGCAUCAGCCCUCCCGUCCCUCACGAUGACACGCACGCCACACACCACCACUCGCAGCGCGCCACACACGCCAGGCCCUCUCGUCACGUUUGUCAGGACAACGUGGCCAAAGCGGACUCGCUGCCGUCGAGCUACGAGUGGAGGAAGUACUACUUCAAGUCGCCUCCCCUGGACGGAGAAGUGGAGAGUUGUGUGGCGGUGGCGUCCGCCGUCCCUGGCUUAGUCGGUGUGAGGGACAGCCGGACAAUCCUGGAGGAUGUCGAGUCCAGCUCAGAGAUGGAGAACGGUCACAAGUAUGACGUGUCCUUGACUACCGAAGACAGUUGUGUCGUGGAAACAGAACUAGAAGGCUACCUCAAACGCUGCGUCAAAUCGUACGACCUGAUCCACCCCCUCCCCACCAGACUGAAGCCUCUGGGGCUGAUGAGUGGCCGAGAGCUGCGCAAGUUUUUCCACUCGGUGGUGGCGACGAAGCACGUGAGUGAGGCGGGGAAACACGGGAGUGAGGGGGGGGAGGGCCUAGCGGAGGAUCUGCACCACGUGUUGUGGGCGUACGUUGUCCCGUACAGCAACCCGCGGCAGGAGAUCCCCACACUGGUUAUGGUGAGUACCCGCGCUGUCUACCUCGUCUCCGACACCAGCGUACAGACCCCCGGCCACUCCAGGCCCUCCUGGAUGACCCACGCCCGCAACCAAUCAGAUUCUGCGUUUGCCUGGAAGACGGCGGCGCUGGCGGGGGGGUCGGGAGGCUCUAGUCGACCCAUGGUCAAGCCGUACUUUGUUUUCCGGUUUGAAGAUCUGGAACAGGUGAACGUGGGACUGUUUGACCAGUGUGUGCGGCUCACGGGCUCCAACGAGAACUGUGUGUUCACCGUGGCCACACGGGACAGGGUGGUCACCGAGACGUUCCUGCACAAACUGAAGCACGUCCUGUCUCUCACCGUCUCCUCCCCGAUGGCGGAGCGCAGCAGACAGGAAGUGGAGCAGGACUUCUACCGCGACAGCUCGCAGCGCACAAAAUCCACGAUCGACGGCCACGUGUACACACACCCGAGCCAGGUGGAGUUUGUUUACCCAGGCGAGGACACCAUACAGGACAUGUUGUACCUGGUCAGUGAGCGGGUGGGGGGCGGGCCGCGCAGGUCUGGGUCGUCCUCCGUCAGCGAACCGACGUCGCUCUGGUUCUACCUGCUGUGUUAUCUCCUCCCCUCGGACGACGCUGCCCCGACCUCAGAACGGACGCGGCCGCGGAGCGUGAUUGUGACCGCCACACAUCUGUGUCUGGCCGAGGAGGACCUGGUCACCUACCCGCUGCCCGACUUUGUGAGAGGCCUCCCGGAGAACCCGUGCCAGGAGAUCGUGGAGUGCCGCAGAAUCGACAGCUUGAAGCGUGUGCAGCUGUCCCACGCUAACCCCCACACCGUCUCGCUGGUGUUUGCCGACGAGGUGGACGGGAUCGUGGUGGACGUCUCCAUGGAACACUUCGCUCACGCACGCCCGGGGGGCAAAGGUCGCCUGAAGCCCAGCCCGGAGGUCGCCAUCCGCUUGUUCAUCCAGAGCUCUCGGGAGAAGGACAAAAUGGUGGCCGUGAUUGAGAGACUGUGGAAACAACAGGUGGCUCAGGUGGGCCGCAUUCUGGACGUUAGUAAAGUCUAGCUGUGUGGGGGGAUGUGUGGGUGUGUGUGUGUGUGUGUGUGUCUCUCAGGUGGGCCGCAUUCUGGAUGUUAGUAAAGUCUAGCUAUGGGGGUGUGUGGGGGGAUGUGUGUCUGUGAGAGUGUGUGUUUGAGUGUGUUAAUCGACUGCCCAGUGUAAGAGUCCUUCAUGCAUCAGUUUCCCAUAACGCCGUAGAGUGGAGUGUGCACGUAGCUGUGACUGUGGUCAGUUGACACUGCCGGUGCAGUCUGUCUGUUCACACUGCCGGUGCAGUCUGUCUGUUCACACUGCCGGUGCAGUCUGUCUGUUCACACUGCCGGUGCAGUCUGUCUGUUCACACUGCCGGUGCAGUCUGUCUGUUCACACUGCCGGUGCAGUCUGUCAGUUCACACUGCCGGUGCAGUUUGUCUGUUCACACUGCCGGUGCAGUCUGUCUGUUCACACUGCCGGUGCAGUCUGUCUGUUUGACGGUGCAGUCUGUCUGUUCACACUGCCGGUGCAGUCUGUCUGUUCACAACCUGCGUCUCUACCAUCAUCCCUGUGACCACGGAACCCCUGAUUCCUUGAUCGUUGAAAAUGGCACGGAACCCCUGAUUCCUCGAUCGUUGAAAAUGGCACGGAACCCCCGAUUCCUCCAUCGUAAAAAAUGGCACGGAACCCCUGAUUCCUCGAUCGUUGAAAAUGGCACGGAACCCCCGAUUCCUCCAUCGUUGAAAAUGGCACGGAACCCCCGAUUCCUCCAUCGUUGAAAAUGGCACGGAACCCCCGAUUCCUCCAUCGUUGAAAAUGGCACGGAACCCCUGAUUCCUUGAUCGUUGAAAAUGGCACUCAAAUAAUUGAAUAAAAGAGGGCAUUUUAUUUUGCUUUUAAACCUUGGACUGAAAUAAUUGUGAUGAUUUAGUUGUUGUCGUGGCACAGACGGACAAAGUGUUGGGCUCAAACCUUGACAAAAGUUUCCGUUGUUGCAUUCCCUCGCUUUGUCUUCAAACUCUCCGUAGUCACCUCUUUUUUUGUCCUGCAGUACUCUCAUUACUUUAUUUCUUCCUCUUUUUUCUGGGAUAAAAGGUGAAGGUCAGAGACAGAUCAUUCUCCUGUCGUUUGCGUCUGUAGAUCUAGUUCAUGAUCGUAGAAUCUCUCCCCCCCCCCAUGCUCUCUCCCACCUCCCAGACUCUCCUUGCCAAAAGUCGAUUGACGUCCGUAUUUGUCCAUUUCUCUUUACUCAGCUGAUCGUUGUAUAUUACAAAAGCAUAAUUGUGUGUGAGGUCAUGUCUACAAGUACCGUGGACGCACUGGGUGAGUGGUUCUGUGUCCAACUGAGUAGAUUUAUGGGUGAGUGGUUCUGUGUCCGACUGAGUAGAUUUAUGGGUGAGUGGUUCUGUGUCCGACUGAGUAGAUUUAUGGGUGAGUGGUUCUGUGUCCGACUGAGUAGAUUUAUGGGUGAGUGGUUCUGUGUCCGACUGUGUAGAUUUAUGGGUGAGUGGUUCUGUGUCCGACUGAGUAGAUUUAUGGGUGAGUGGUUCUGUGUCCGACUGAGUAGAUUUAUGGGUGAGUGGUUCUGUGUCCGACUGAGUAGAUUUAUGGAUGAGUGGUUCUGUGUCCGACUGAGUAGAUUUAUGGGUGAGUGGUUCUGUGUCCGACUGAGUAGAUUUAUGGGUGAGUGGUUCUGUGUCCAACUGCCAGUCGUAGGACAAACAUCAACAAGUACUCAUUCCUCCCCCCCCCCAUCUACAUAUGACUGUCCUCAGCAAUGUUCUCAGUUGUGUAGACACAUGCCUCAUAAACGCUGAAUCAACAGAACCAUGCCUUAGACUAUAAACACCUCUCUUCUUGCACGCGGCUAAGGAAGGAUUUUUCUGUCGCUUCUUGAAGUUUGGAAGCACAGUCAGAAGUUUGUCCCCUCCAGUUCUACUUCUUCUCCUAGUGUCUCGUGCUCCCAGGGAGUGGUUUCCUCAAUGGGAAUAGACAUCCACAGAUUUUUAUUCAUCCAGUGAUGACGCAAUUUUACAUGUUUUUUAUAUUUUUUGGAGAAAUGCCAGUAUUUCUUUGACUCCUUCUAGAGCUUUGAGGAUGAAAUUGUUCUGAUGUAGCCAGGAUGAGAUUUUUGUUUUGUGAAAGAAACAGAUCUUUGUUAUUGCUAUUGUUAGUGAAAAUGCAUGCCAUGUUUCUGCAGUUGCGUUUAUAUUGGAAAGUUUAUGCAGUUUCUGGUCUGACUUCCCGCCAUGUUUGUUCUGUGUGUGUGUACAUGUUUGUGUUCUCUGUGUUAUUAUUGUUACUAUUAUUAUUAUUGUUUUUGUUAUUAUUGUUACUAUUAUUAUUAUUGUUAAGAUUCAAGUGAAGAGAGCAUGUAUUGUAGCGUCGACGUCCAUCAGCACAGGGAGAGCUGUAACUGUCGCAGACCUGUCAUCUGUAACUGUCCCAGACCUGUCGUCUGUAACUGUCGGGGAUGUGUCGUGUGUCAGUCUGUUGUGUAAAUAGCUCCCAGUAUUCUAUCACUACUUGUCUUUUCCACUGCCAGGCUGUGAACUUUGAACUUGUGUGAACUUUGAACUUUCCUCCAGUGAAGACUUCCAGGAAGACAUCCGUGAAGUGCGGCAAUAGUCAUGAGUCUCAGGUCAAGGAACUACUGUCGGAAUUGUCCACGAGGGUGUGUGUGUGUGUGUGUGUGUGUGUGUGUGAGAGAGAGUUAUGUGCAGGGUGACACUUUUGCGUGUAUGUAGGGGCGUGUCUCUCUUCCUGACUCCCGUGGAGAUUCAACAGUUUUCAAAUUUGUAGAUUUUUAACCGAUGCCGAUUUUUAAAAGUCUAUCUUGUCUUUUACCAUGAAUUGUGCAAACCCAUUCCAUAAAUUUUAUGUUUUUAUGUCCGUAGUCACUUGCCAUUUGAACAUGACCUCAUCUGAGAACUUUACUCAAAUUACAGAAUUUUUCCAGAAAAAGAUUUUUGAUGAAAUUGGAACUGACUCGAGUUCCCUGUACAACUACUACUAUGUGUCUACUUGACUACCAUGUGUCUACUUGACUACCAUGUGUCUACUUGACUACUAUUUACAACUACUACUUGACUACUAUGUGUCUUUCAUUUUGUCGUUUUAUUUGGGGUCAUGUGGGGUCACGCUUUUCAAUUUUUUUUUGGAGAAAACUUGAAGAGAAGGGAAAGGAAACUUUCCCCCGCUACUUUUAUAUAUGACCUAAUUGUGUUGCAGCUGCUGCAAAACUUUUACUAAAACAACUUUUCGUUUCACUUUGGAUUUUUACCCGUUCACUUGUGUGUUUACCUGUCAAAUGUAACAUUUGUAUGAAGUUACACUUAGGAAAGUCUGUAUUGAACUACCCCGUUGCGGGAUGGAAAGAUCUUUCUCAGAGAGAUUUCCAUUGUUCUAUUUCUGCACGUGUCCCGUUUGUGAGGACUUUGUGUCCAGUGCCAGUUGAUCGCGAGGACGGAAGUCCUAGUUCUUGUCUUCUUGGUCAGAUGGUUGUUGGUGAGGACGGUGCAGUGGAUGGUUGGCGGGUGCUCUGGUGUGGUCUGCUCCUUCUUUCUCAUCAAACAUCUAUCAUCAUUAUCUCUCCUCCUUUUUUUUUAAUCGAACAUCUAUC